CCGCGAAAAGCUCACUGCGCAUGCGUCCAGGCUUUCACCUGGAAGUGUAGCUAGUAAACAAGCGACCGCGACGCUUCGGGCAGCGAACUUCUCCCGUUCUUUUAGUUGUUCUGGUCUCCAGAGGUCCGCCAACAUGUCUAAGAUCGAGAUGCUGAGGCUGCUGAUCAACCAGCGGCUCACCGAGGCCGCGGAGGAGAUCUUCGGCGUGUUCGGCAGAACCAUAGCCGAGUACGAGGAGGAGAUCUCCCGCUCCAAGCUGGAGAUCGAGCGCCAGCGCCGGCUGCUGGACCUCCACAAGAAGCCGCAGAUCUCUCUGCAGGUGAACAGCUCAGCUCUGCCCCAACAUGGCGCCUGCAGCCUUAACCCUUUCCAGCCAUCAGCAGACCCCAGAGCCAGAUCAGAAAACACACUCCCAUCUCUCUCUGAGCAGCAGGAGUGGAGCUCCAGUCUGGACCUGAACCAGAUAAAACCUCCUCCCAUCAAAGAGGAGGACGAGGACGAGGAGCUGUGGCCGCCUCAGCGGGAGGAGACGCCUCAGACGGCGGAGCAGAACGACGGCAAGUUCGUGUUGUUCCAGAGCGGCGGUGUGAGGAACGCGCAGGACAACCACCACAUGACCUCCUCGCUCUCAACGCGGCCGUGCCAGGACCUGGACGACUCGGAGCUGGACCCCCAGCCGGGCACCUCGGUGCCGCAGACCUGCUCUGACCUCGGCGAGGACGCCCCUGAAGCUUCAGAUCAGGCUUCAGGUAACGGCCAGCCGGACUGCAUCGAACUGGACGCGCCGCUGUCCGAGGUGGUGGACUCGUACAUUUGCACCAUUUGCGGCCGUGCGUUCGCUCAGCGCGGCCACUGGGCCAAACACGUGCAGGUGCACCGCAAGGUCGAGAGCAAAGCCGACAAGUCGUACACGUGCGACAUCUGCGGGAAGAGGCUCACGCGGUUCGACGGUUAUCAGAAACACUUGAGGAUUCACACGGGUGAAAAGCCGUACUCCUGCGACGAGUGCGGCCGCAGGUUCAGCGACAACUCGAAUUACAAACGCCACAUCCGCACACACACGGGACUGAAGCAGAGCUGAGACCGUGGGACCAGGACUCAGAGCGGGAUGGACCGUCAGACCUUUGGCAGAGGAGGUUUCCAGCACAUAGCGGUCGCAUGAACACAAGACGUGUCAACGCUGUCUGGAUAAAGAUGAAUAUUUGCUCCUCCUCCUUUUUUACAUUUCAGUGAGAGUUGUUCGUUUUCCUUCAGAGACGCUGCAAAAUAAAAACCAGAACAAAUUCAGAGGUUUUUAAAACUGGUUAAAAGAAAGAACGGAGCAGAAGAAGGCCGUGUUGGUCUCGCCAUUUUGUUUGCCAGCAGAGGAGGAAGAACUGGAUUUCAAAGAUAAAUGGACGGGAAACUCUCAAAAUAUAAAUGGAUUUUUAUAUUUCUCCACGUGAGUGUGGACAUCGUGCACCGAGACCAGGAAGAAGAGACUUUUAUAUUGUAAUUUUAUAUAUUAUAUAUUUUAACAGACUUUACACUGGAGGAGACGGUGCUGUCCUUUUACACUUACCAGUGUUUGACUUGUGUCCACUCAGUUUUUUAGGUAGUCAGGCAGCGUAGAAGUCUGUAGCACAAAAAACAUCCACCAGCCGUGUUUUGAUUAAAGAAUUGAAAGAUUGGAAAGUUUUCACGUUCUUCCAUCGGAGCUGUUUCUCCUAAUGAGUCCGACUGCAGUCCCCCCCUCCUGAGGCCCCUAGUGUCCGUGAGCCAAUGGCGUUUGUCGUAUGAGGUAGGCUACCUUAGCAGUCCACCAAAAUCUGUUUCUGAACACAUUUGAGGUGAGAAAUAAGCAGCACAGAUGCCUGAAGCUUCACUCAUGUUAGAUCUACGUGGCCAAUUUUAAAAGUUUGGCAGGGGCGCUACUUUGCUGCUGAGACAUUUCCCAUAGAGGUUAGCGAGUUAGCCAACAUUAGCUUGAAGGUUACUGUGGUGCUUUCCAACAAGUUAGUCUAUAAGAAUGUCUUCGGUUAUUUAGUUAUGCUAUGGCUGAUCACAGAUCGUGCCUGUAUUGCUGUAUCAUAUUCAGAUAUUAAUAAGUGAGUGAAUAAUUUAACAGACCAGCAGGGGCGAACUGGAACUGGUCCGAGGGGCCCGAGGAGAGGGGUCUGCAGUUGGAAGCAACAACACAGGACUGAAGGUUUGGUUAGCAGCUCGUUUGUUUCUGCAGCAUGGAAUAUGUGAUCAUCUCUGUUAAGACACUAAACUCGUGUUAAAUAAGGUUUGAUUAGGUGAGAGCUGGUUUAUACAAAGGUCGCUGUAAAUUAUGAAAACUCUGAAAUAAAACUCGACAGCUGACAGCCUUUAUAUCCACAGCUCCACCCUGUUCAACACAACUAUUAUGCGACUUUUGGUAACGGUGGGAUGGAUUGUGAACUGAUUGGAUUUUGUUGUAUUUAUCAUCUAUCAGUAAAAUCUCUGCCUGACCUAUAAGGUAA
Micropterus dolomieu (smallmouth bass) is the source of this 2486-nucleotide messenger RNA. Its product is annotated as zinc finger and SCAN domain-containing protein 12-like. The transcript has 3 exons. Lineage: Eukaryota; Metazoa; Chordata; Actinopteri; Centrarchiformes; Centrarchidae. Gene Ontology annotation, molecular function: DNA-binding transcription factor activity; RNA polymerase II cis-regulatory region sequence-specific DNA binding. The coding region runs from base 134 to 1081 and encodes 315 amino acids. Gene Ontology annotation, biological process: regulation of transcription by RNA polymerase II. The record is from RefSeq and is a predicted model, not a curated record.